Messenger RNA from Bombus pascuorum, 1527 nucleotides. RefSeq lists its product as uncharacterized. Gene Ontology annotation, molecular function: peptidyl-prolyl cis-trans isomerase activity. The record is from RefSeq and is a predicted model, not a curated record. Lineage: Eukaryota; Metazoa; Arthropoda; Insecta; Hymenoptera; Apidae. The transcript is spliced from 4 exons. Gene Ontology annotation, biological process: protein peptidyl-prolyl isomerization. Bases 455 to 1216 code for a protein of 253 amino acids.
AUAUAUUUAACACAAUAAAAAAAGACAUUAAAGAAGGAAAUUAAAUUAACAAGCAUUUAAUAUGACAUAUAAAUUAAAAAUCAUAAUUUUGCAGCAUAAAAAGAUAUUAAUUUUGCAAUAUUGUCAAAUUAUAAUCUGAAACAUCAAUUAAAUUUUAUUAUAAAUUGUAACCUUUUUCGCAAUUUAUAAAUUUUUAACUUAAAAACAAAACAUUACAUAUUAAUAUUACUUUAUUAAAUACGGUAAAGUUUAAUGAUAGAAUAAUGCUUAUAAAAAGAUUUUAUAAUAAUUAUAGCGAUGUUAUAAUUUUAUAUCUUGAACCGUUACCAUAAUUCUCAUAUUCUUAUGAAUUGAAAUUUUAACUUGAAAUAUAAUAAUAACAUGUUCGCAUACUAAUUGAACUGUAACAAAAUAAUAUAAAAAAAAGUAAUAACCAUUCCAAAAAAUAAAAGCUAUGGAUAAAAAAACAUAUAAAAAAUAUAAACGAAGGAUCGCACAAGCUGUAGCUAAAGUCGAUAAUAAGCCUCCAAGAUUUGAAGUGUCGGCAUAUUACAAACCGCAUAAUAUGAGAAGUGACAUAAAUCGAAUAAGAGAAAUCGACAAGCAAAAUAUAAAAUUAUUAAGGCGGAUGAAUAUAAUUACUCGAUUAAGGGCAAAUAUCGAUUGCUGGUUACCAAAGAUAAAAUAUAAAUCAAAACUUGAUAAUCAGGAAGUAAAAAAUACACAAGUUAUGAAAGAAAAUAAAAAUUUAUUACGAAAAAUUCGUAAAGCAAGUACUAAUUAUCCUACUGUCGAGUUUAUACAAGAUUGGAAAGAAAUGAAAAUGAAAAUGGAACACAAUAAAAGGAACACACCGUUUCAUCGAAUUGUAUCCGGUUACUGGUGUCAAGGUGGAGACGUUACAAAACUUAACGGAUGUGGAGGAAAGUCCAUAUAUGGUGAAUCAUUUGAGCAUGAGAACUACAACUUACGUCAUGCUGGUCCCGGAAUUUUGUCCAUGUGUAACGAAACUGAAAAUACAUGCAAUUCCAAAUUUAAUCUUACUUUUAGACAAUUGGAAACAGUAGAUGGGAAAAAUGUAGUUUUUGGGAAAGUGAUUGCAGGUCUCUCAAACAUUUAUAAGAUUGAAGAAUUUGGUACAAAAACAGGAAAACCAUUUAAAACAAUAAUUAUAUCCAAUUGUGGUAUUAUAUCAAGAUGUAUAAAAAAUAGAUAAAAAUCAAGCAAAGCAUAAAAAUUUCACUUAAUUGGUGAAAGGCUGAAGUCUUUAAUAGUAUAACAUCAAUGUUAAUAGUUUAAUUACUUUAUCGUAUAUAGAAAAACAUAAUUAUAUCAAUUACUUAAUUAAUUUUUCUCUCAAAUGUUCUUUCUUUAUAUCUGUACAUUGUAUAAAAACAUAAAACAUUAAAAAAUAUAUUUAAUUUGUGUAUAAUAUUUAAUAAUAAACCGUACUUUAUUAUAUUAAAUUAUAUUUCUUGUAACGUGAUUGUUAUUUUUAUUUAACGUCUUCGAUACGGCGCUUGUUCU